This is a messenger RNA of Copidosoma floridanum, 9174 nucleotides long. RefSeq names its product LIM domain-binding protein 2 Chi (gene Chi). NCBI's taxonomy places the organism in Eukaryota, Metazoa, Arthropoda, Insecta, Hymenoptera, Encyrtidae. The record is from RefSeq and is a predicted model, not a curated record.
CAGAGUCAGCUCCUCGCAGUGCCGUCGCCGCUCUCCCCGACCUUACGCGUGUCGUUUGUUGUGCAUCCGAUACACCGCGUACAAAUUACUCCAAUCCCUUGUCCCUUACCGAUAAGCUUGUGAUAUCAACGACAGUGAGUGCGCGCGUGUGUCUUAUCAUAAUCGACCAGUCCCUUCCUUUAUCUUUCAGCUCCCCGAUCGACGCUACCGCCGUUAACUCGGAGUGAUGAACGUCAAUCCCGCUACCGAGUGAACAUAUAACCCGAGGCACGAUGCCGCAGCUGAGAAUCGGCCCAGCUCGGCGCAUCCCUUGCGGCGACUGACCCCGGCUACCUGUCCCAUACAGAAACCGAAGGAAGAUCAAACAAUCAUAAUACAAUCGUGUGUUCGCGCGGGUCUGCGGUGCGCAUCGUCCGGUCGAGCCUUCUUUCGCCGAGAGAAGGCUCGGAGCAGAGUACAAUACACCGCGUCAGAGGUGACAAUGACGACGGCUCGGGCCUGCCGGGGAAGACGGCAGCGUAGCAGCCGGUGCGACAUCCGGGCGACACCUACGUGACGAACCACGUGUCACACGCCCCCGUCCCCCCUCCCUCCGCCGAUCCGCAUGCAAAUUUUUUCGGGAUACCUUCUCGUCGAUAUUUCCCGUUGUGUAUAAAAAAAAAAAAAAAAAUAAUAAUAAUAAUAAUAAUAAUAAUAAUAAUACACAUGCAACAACAAUAGACACGUGUAGCCUAGAGCUCGGCUCCGAUGAUUAUCGAUUAGUGAGUGUAUAUAUGUGUGCAGUGUGUGUGUUGUGCCUAUACUGCUCGUAGUAUAUACCUACUUACAUUAAAGGAGUGAACGCGAUUCGUGCACGUUGUAUAUGUAUAGUGGCUCCUGGUCGACAGAAUAAUCAAUAAUUACAUAAUUAUGUAUGGCAAUCAUGUGAAUUGUGCGAUAAUCGUGUGAUAUAUAUGUAUAUUUUUUCGUUGUACACCCGCACGGGAUAGUGAUAAACAAGAGUUGUGUGCGUGUAUAUAUAUAUAUAUAUAUUUCUUCGUUCGUUCAAUGUUGAAACAGCUCUGUGCGGUUGGCGAUUGUCAAAUUGUGUUGCAAGUUCCGCAUCUCGCCAACAAACGACAGAUCAGUGAUACGAGUUGAAAAAGGAGAUACAUUGGGCCCUUCCUCCCUCCCCCGUGUAAAGGAGCAGUAGGGUAGCCUGUAGGGCUGCCAUCGUCAUCGGUAGCAGCGGUAGUGUUGCAUAUAGUCGAGGAGCGGCAGCCCAAGGGUGCAUUACCAGCAGAGCGCCAGCGUGUUCGGCUCGAGUCUCGUGUUCGGCGAGACGGGUGGCGUCGUGGAGGGGGGAGUGAUGCCGGUGAGGGUGGCGCAGCGCCCCCCGAGUGGACUACUGCACGGCGGCGUGCCGGUGAGCGGCGGUCCCGGCUCGGUGUCCGUUGCCUCUGCCAGCCGCUGCGGCCUCGGCGGGCCCACGUCUAACGGCUCCCCCCCACUUCAAGGCCUCGGUGGUCCCAUAGCCACUGCUACUUCUGUCUCCGCUGGGGGCGGUGGUGGUGUCGUUGUUGUCGUUGGACCCGGUGGUGGUGGCGGUGGUCCCAAUUCCGGACCCAACUCGGCGUCCGGUGCUGCUGCCGGCGCGGGUUUACCACCCGCGCCAUCGUUACUUGGAGUAGUGGCGGGCACAGGAGGAGGAGGAGGGCCCGUUGGUUGCGGGCCCGGAGGCCCGAUCGGCCCACCCAACCCUUUGCAAGCCAUGGCCUCGGCCGCUGCCUCGCUCACGCAGUUAAAUAACAUGGCAAAUGGGCCCCUACCGCCGAUGGGUAGUGGGCCCCAGGGCCCACCUGGUCUACCGCCCCCUCAGCCGGCCACGACGCCGACCCACGGUGGGCCACCUACGCCCCACGGACAGCCGGGAGGAGUGCCGAUGCCGCACCUAAACGGGGCCUCACCCUCGCCCCACUCGAUGCCACACGGGGGAAUGAUGGCCGGAUCGCCUCACGCGACGCAUCCGGGACACAUGGCCGGUGGCGGUCCAUCUCCCCAUCCGCAUCAUCCGGGGCCUCACAUGGUCGGCUCGCCCCAUCCGGGGCCUCAUCCGCACAUGGGACCCGCCGGUAUGAUGGGACCCGGAGGCAUGCAGCCCCAAGGAGGGCCAGGAAUGUGCGGGCCCGCAGUGCCCGGUGGCCCGCCCAUGGGACCGCACGGGCCGCACCCGCAGGGCCCCGGUGGAGUGCCGGGCCAGCCGCACAUGCACAACGAUCCGUUCUACUGUUCGCCCUUCGGAUCGCCGUACUUCAGAUCAACGUUGCCUGUCCCCAGGAGGCACACCCCGUAUUACGGCCAGCCGGACUACCGAUUUUACGAGCUCAACAAGAGGUUACAGCAGCGGACCGAGGAAAGCGACAACCUCUGGUGGGACGCGUUUGCGACUGAAUUUUUCGAAGACGACGCGUCGCUCACGCUCACGUUUAAUCUCGAGGACGGACCGAAGAGAUACACGAUAGGAAGGACGCUGAUACCGAGGUACUUCCGCUCGAUAUUCGAGGGCGGCGUCUCGGAGCUCUACUUCAACAUAAAACACGUGAAGGAGUCGUUUCACAACACCAGCAUAACACUCGAGUGCGAUCAAUGCACGAUGGUCACGCAUCACGGGAAACCGACUUUCACGAAGAUUCAGCAUGAUGCGCUGGGUUCGCAGGUGUGCACGGAGGCGAGGCUACUGCUCGAGUACACGUUCGACGACCUCAUGAGGAUAAAGUCGUGGCACAUGCAGGUCCGGGGCCACAGGGAACUCGUGCCAAGGACGAUGUUCCAGAUGUCCCAGGACCCGACGACUCUCGAACACCUCACCAAGAACAUCACGAGGCAGGGCAUCACCAACUCAACGCUCAAUUAUCUCAAGUUGUGCGUCAUCCUAGAGCCGAUGCAAGAGCUGAUGUCGAGGCACAAGGCGUACGCGCUGUCGCCGCGCGACUGUCUCAAGACGACGCUGUUCCAGAAGUGGCAAAGGAUGGUUGCCCCGCCGGGUAAGCGAGAAUCCCAGAGGCCGACGAACAAGAGGAGAAAGCGAAAAGGCAGCACGUCUGGACCGGGGAAUAACGCGCCGCCAGCGCCGAGUAAAAAGCGAUCGCCGGGACCGAAUUUUUCCCUCACGACUCAGGACGUGAUGGUCGUGGGCGAGCCGUCGUUGAUGGGCGGUGAGUUUGGUGACGAGGACGAAAGACUGAUCACGAGGCUGGAGAACACGCAGUACGACGCCGCGAACAGUCUCGACCCGCACAGCCACGAGGCUCAAGCCGGACCACCGAAUCAUCCGCAUCAGUUUCACUCGGAACCUCAGCCUGGCAACUCUUGGCCACCAGACAGGGGUCCAGGACCCCCACAGGGUGGACCUGGAAAUCAGCAACAACAACAACAACAACAACAACAACAACCACAACAACAACAACAACAACAACAACAACAACAACAACACCUACUACUCUGCUUCCAGGGAGUUCAAGGAGGACCCGGUGGAGCAGGCUCUGGUGUGCAAGGAGCGCAAGACGCGAGCCAACAACAGCAGGACAAGAAAAGCCCCGCGGUGAGCCAGUGAGGCCAGGAGUCCCCGCGCCCCCCCACCAGGGGGCGACGGGGGCGCCGGCCCAAGAACGUGGCUCCCUAGCGGGGCGAGAAUUCUCAACUCCCCACGCCCUAUUUGACCGGCAAUUCGGGUCCACCCCCAUCGGCCGCCAACUCGUCCCUGCCAUCGACUGCCGCUCGCUUCUCCCAGAUCGGUACGCUGCCCCUGCCCCCACAGUCCCAGCACUCGAUGAUGCAACCGAUGAUGGACAGUCUCCAGCAUCAUCAUUCUCAUCAUCAUCAUCACCAGCAGUCGCAGCAACACCAUACCCACAGUGGAGGAGGAGGUGUAGCAGGCGGUGGUGGUGGUAGUGGUGGUCUAAGCCAGUUGCUGCAGCAAGGCCAGCAAGCCCUUGGUCAGGCUGGCGCCGGCCAGGGACAGAAUCCAUUGCAGAGCAUACUACAGCAGGUCAUAUACCUGCAACAGAUCGAGUACCUGCUCACGCAGCACGGCCACAUCUAAACAGCAACAGCAGCAACAACAACAACAACAACAACAACAACAACAACAACAACAACAACAACAACAGCAGCAGCAGGAACAAACUUGAGGGAAGUUAAGUGUUAUUGACGUCAUCGUCGUUGUCCCGAUCGUUUGUGUGUAUAAUUUUCGUGCGAGUGUGAGUAACUAUCAUUUCCGCUACGAUACUUAUAACCGAGCGCUCCUUGCUGACGUCGUAAUGCGAUGUUGUUGUCACACCCGAGGUAGAUGUAGCACCGUUGCAUACACCGACAGACGUUGUUCGCUUGUAAGCUCAUCGGUUGGAUCUCGUUAGAAGCUUCUUCGCAAGAAAUUUUCAAUAUGUUUUGGCAUCAUUUGUACAGGCUAUUUUUAUUACUUUCUUUGUAUUCUCUGGUAUACUCAAGAAAAAUUGCACCGAUAAGUCUUGGAGGUAGGAAAAUAGUUCAGACUAUAAAUUCCAUCAUGUUUCAAUAAUCUGUUUUUUUAAUGAUUUGUCAUGGUUCAAUUAUUCAUCACACCUCCCGUAAUGGUCGGGAAAUCUUGAAUUGUUUUUACUUUGAAGAUGAGAAACCGAUUCGAAAUAACUAUGACAUUGAAUUUGCUCAUUUAAUGCUUUAUAAAUAGGUCAACUAGAAAAUUUCAAUGUUUUGUGCGUUACAGCUUCAGUCCCGAGAUCCUUCAGAUUAAAAAUUGUUUUGAGCAAAACGUUUUUAAAACUGUCUGCUCGACGUUCAAGUGGAUGGUUAAACAAUUGUUUCUUCGAAAGUCUGUUGUAAAAUAUUCUGAUGAUUCGUUUUCUCUUUCACUUGAUAGAAAUACACUUGAAUCUAAAACAACAGUCACAACGUUUUGCUGAAAAAACAAUUUGAGAGAAUUGAACUAAAAUUACGUUACUGUGGUCGGUGUAACAAGAUAAUGGGCAAGUCUCUCUCAUGAUGGGAUUCGCGCUUGUGCGUGCGAAAAAAGGGUGCCGUAAACCGAGGAUUGUCUGUCCCGUUUGCACAUUCUUCGUUUGUGCAGCGCAAAAAGGACGAUCGGUACAUAGUUUUCGUGUAGUGCGUAAAAUAAAGUAAGCAUUCGGCGUGUGAUAUAUUAUACAUAUACGUGUGACGCGAGGUUAAAGGGAAAAUAUACAUAGAUUAUAAAUACAAGAGAUAAAUUGUAAAACGCUGAUGAGGAGAACAAAUGGAUAAGUGUUUAAUUGAAAAUAAAAAUAUAAUGAAGUUAAUAAGAGAAGCGGAAUGUGUGUGACUCUAUGAUUACGCGAACAAGGAAACACAGCUGAAAGAAACCUUGGAAGAGGAUUUCAAGUAAAGAAAGAAAUGAGACAGUGAAAGAUGAAUUAUCGCCACGCGCGGCAGGGACGAUUUUUAAAUCCGCACGCUCUGACGCGGAGCUGUGAACGAAUCUCUAUCCGUCAACAGUAUUGAUAUAAUUAAUAAAGUAAAUGAAAAUAUUAAGAAAUAAGGGAAAUUCUAGUGUAAGAGUGUAUUGUGCAAAUGUGUGGUUUGCAAGCGAGAUAACGUUUUCAAGGACAAAUGUGAAAGACGAAAUUAGAAGAGAAAGUAGUGGAGUAAGAGCGAUGAAGAGAUUUUUUUGGGCAAAGAGAACGAGGUACAUACAAUUUGUUGAUAAAUGAUAGAGAUGCAAAUAUUUUAUGUACGAUCGCCAAUCAUGUUUGUUAGAUCGAGAUUUUUAUUAAACUUUUCCUUUGUAUCAGGCUUCUUUUCUGUUCACGCAAGUCAUUCAGUUUUAUUCAUUUUUCCUAUUCUUAAAAUAUGUUUAUAAGUCUACAUAUAAUGUUUGUAAAUGUUUGAUCUUUUCUAUCACCAACACAAAUUUUUAUGGAAUUAAAAAGUGGCAAAAGUCUAUUCUGAUAUUCCAUUUGCACGGUUAGGAUCCUUUUAUGAAAAUUUUGAGUACUACACUGUUUGUGUGAAUUUUUUUCUUCUUCUGUAAAUACCACGUGUACUUUUCAUAAAUGAAAGUAAACGAUUUUCUUGGGCAUCGAUUCUAUCGAAGAAAAUUCAUUUUUAUGGCUAAUCAAAUGUUUGGUACAAGGUUGUUGAAUUUAAGGUGUAAUUUUGUUAUGGUUAGCCAUAAAAAUGUUUUAGGAUCUUGAUAUUCAAGAAAAUUUGCGAUAGUUGUAUUUAAGAAUUCAGAGUAGUAAAAAAUCUCUCAAGUACGUUGUACAUUAGAUUCGGUUCAUUAUUGCCAGGUGUGAAAUGUGAAUUGUGUAUAUGUAGUUCCUCAUUUGUUAAGCUAUGCAUCACAUGCAUGUUCCUUGUCUUAAUUGUUCCUAUGAUUUUUUUUUUAUUCAAUUGAUUGUAAGCAUCGCGUGAAAAUAGGGCAUUAAUUGACCAAUAAUCUGUAGAUUUCCAUUUUUUAUUUUCCAAUGAACUAUUUUUUAUAAUUCAUGGUUAAAAGAAAUAAAAAAAAAUUUAAUUUAAGAAGUAUUAUUGAGACUUGCGUGCAAAGGCUGACGUGUAAUAAUUAUUUGCAUUUUUAAGAGUAAAGAUGACUAAGUAUAAUCGCAAGAAAAAACACACGUACCUUCAUGCAUGAAUUUAGUCAUUUGCAAUGUCUUCUUUUUGCUUUAUAAAGAUAAUAAAAUUGAAAAGCAAAAUCAAAAGAAGUAUCAUUAUCUUUGUUUCAUUGAUAGACCUUCAUCAUGAAUGUUAUCUGUUUUUGCCACUUUUUAUUUCUUUAAAAGAAAUUCUUUGUUUCGCAAAUCAGUCCAAUUUCUUUUUUUUUUUGGUGCAAAUUUGUAGUUGUAAAUAUUUACCGUGUAUUUUAAAAAUACAGUAUAAAAAAAUAUGUUUGCUCUUUUGAGAACAAUAACAAGUUUUUAGCAUCAAUCUGCCUCGUUUUCCGCUCAACUGCGUGUAAAAAAGAAAGAUUAUACAUACGAGGAAAUUUAGUUCAUAGGACACAUUUCGAAAAAAAAAGAUAAAAGAAAAAAAGAAAAAAAAAACUCAAGCGAAUGAGAUUUUUCCAACUGCAAUUAUUUGUUUACACAUCAGUAACACAGAUACACGUGAAAAAAAAGUUACAUUUUCAGAGAAAAUAUACAUAUAAAAGGCAUACACCAAUCGAGAAUUAGUUUACUUAAGACACGUGUGAAAAGAAGCCAGUAAAGUCCCAUAGCACGAAUGAAUUCGUGCGAAAGUAAUUAAAAAAUAAUAAAAUAAAAUAAUAGAGUGAGUAUGUUUGGGCAUGUUGAAUUAGAACGUAUGUAUAAGAAUGAAUGCAUUUAUUGGAUACAAAGAAAAAAAAAUAGAGAUAGCACAGAAAAUGUCAAGGAGCGUUCCGUGGAUUUUUAGGAUAAAAUGAUUCUAUUGACAAAUGUUGUAUAUUAUUACGAAUUAUAAUGACACUAUUAUAAUUAAUUAAUUAUUAUACUCUACAUAAUGUGAAUUGAAUUUAAACGACAGAAAAAAAUGAAGUAAAAGAAUACAAUGAAUGAUAAGUAAUAGGAAGAAAUUUUUAAUUGUUAGCGAAACUGCACAGAGUCGCAGAGAGAGUGAGAGAAUAAAUAAUGUCGAUUCGCUCGCGUAAUCGCAAAUUCAGGUAGAGAGCGACGAUUAUUUAAUAGUAAUAAUAAUAGUAAUACAAAAAAAAGUAUAGAUGCAAAACUCAAAACUUUUUCUCAACACCAAUGCCGAAGUUGACGAAGGUCAAACUGUGGAAAAUGGACAUUGAGCGCCUAAAUUAUUAUUUUUCAAUUUGUAUUAGGUAGUAAGAGAAGUGCAUUAUCAACAAUCGUUCGAUUGUAGAUUUAUAAUUAUAACAUUACUGAAUCGCGUGGCUAUCCAUUUGACUGUAAAUAAAUCAAUAUAAAUUAUUCCUCUUGUCGUGUACUUUAUUUUUUUUCCAUUUCAUAGACUGUACUUUUUAAAAUGUUUCUUUUUUCUUUAACGUUAAAAGUAGUCGAAGAUGUUGAGAAUGCAUUUUUUAAACAAACGUACAUACAUGCUCAAGGGAUUUGUCACGAUUUUUCAUAUGACUAACGAAUGUUUCUCAGAAUGUGCGAGUAUUUACAGACUUUUUAAGCGUCUUGUAUGAUAAUCGAAAAAUUAUUCAAAACAGAUCCCUUUUUUUCCUCUUUUGUAUAUUGGUUGUAUCGACUUUCAUAGUUUAUCCUGUAAUUUUUCGUCCAAUAAAAUAAAACAUAUUAAUUUGUAAAUCUACUAAGGUGAAAUUUUUAUUUUUAAUAUUCUCAGACGAAAAACAUCUAAAAUUGAAUGAUGAGUUUUUUCAUCAGCUAUCAUAGAAAAGAUUUUCUACUUUUAAUAUGCAGUAUUCCUACAGGUCUUUUUUUACAUAGUUCAAGGAUCGAAAUAACUAAAUGUUAAUAAUUCAUCGAUGUUUGAAAUAUCUUUAAAAAAAUAUUGCGGGAUAACGACUGUACACAACAUAAGCUAAAACCAAAACGAGUCUUAAGAUUUUAUUUUAUUUUAUAUUUUGAUAGAUGUGACUUUUAAAGUCGACUUUCUAGAACAAAAAAAAAAAAGAUACUUUGUCAAGACUUGCGUGGUUUUGGUUUUGAAUUAUUACAUGUACAAGAAGAAGCCUCCAUGUCUGUAGUCCAAGAUAUUUCUUUGUCGCAAAAUUGAAUAAAAAAAUUAAAUAAAUAAAUGACAUGUCGGUCAAUUUUGAAGUACGAUUGUGUUUUAGAAAGAAUUUAAAAGUGAAAGAGCGAAAACGUCAUAUGUGCGCACACUGGCAUCGUGUAUAAAAUUAAAAAAAAAAGAUGAAAAAAUCAAGAAAACAAAAAUAAUAAAAAGAAAUCACUAGCAAAUUAGGGGGGGAUCUGUUUGAUUCGCGUGCGAGGAUAUUAAAACAUUAACCCUUUAAGUGGACGUGGAUUUGCUCGGUAUAUUAUAUUAAUAUACAUUCAGAGUGUAUCCCUUGCCAUGACCAAUAAAUUAGGAAGAGAGAAAAAAAAAACAAUCGUCAUCUAACUGCAUUUUUACGCACUCCCCAAACAAGAAAUAAGUAAAGACAUAAAACAAAUUUUUAUCCUUGUCAUUUGUAUUAUAGCAACAUGUGUUUAAAAGUCCAUCAUUAUAUGUAUGUAAUCAAAAUUGUAA